Messenger RNA from Heterocephalus glaber (naked mole-rat), 7645 nucleotides. RefSeq names its product amylo-alpha-1,6-glucosidase and 4-alpha-glucanotransferase (gene Agl). The record is from RefSeq and is a predicted model, not a curated record. Gene Ontology annotation, biological process: glycogen catabolic process; glycogen biosynthetic process. Lineage: Eukaryota; Metazoa; Chordata; Mammalia; Rodentia; Bathyergidae. Gene Ontology annotation, molecular function: amylo-alpha-1,6-glucosidase activity; 4-alpha-glucanotransferase activity.
CCUGGGGCUGAAAAUAAUUUCCGCCAAUUCCAGCCUUUCCCAAAUGUAUUGUUUUUCUCUGAGAAUUCUUUAGCUUGUUUUGUUUUAGCUGCAAGAUUUGUAACACAGUAUUUUUGCUUCAGUCAUAUUGUGCCUGAAGGGAGGAAACAACUGUUAAUUUAUAAGAAUCCGUGUUUCGCAUUGCUCUUCUAGAGUUAAAACACGUUUAGAACAUGGGUAACGCAUUCGACCUUGGCGUUCUUUUAAUGCUGAAAGAUUUCAAAUCCUCCAGAACACAAAAUGGAACACAGUAAGCAGAUUCGAAUUUUACUACUGAACGAAAUGGAAAAGCUGGAAAAGACCCUUUUCAGACUUGAACAAGGGUUUGAACUACAGUUCCGAUUAGGCCCAACUUUACAAGGAAAAGCAGUUACUGUAUAUACAAAUUACCCAUUUCCUGGAGAAAUAUUUAAUCGAGAAAAAUUCCGUUCCCUGGAUUGGGAAAACCCAACGAAAAGAGAAGAUGAUUCUGAUAAAUACUGUAAACUUAAUCUGCAGCAGUCUGGAUCAUUUCAGUAUUACUUCCUUCAAGGAAAUGAGAAGAGUGGUGGAGGUUACAUAGUCGUGGAUCCUAUUUUACGAGUUGGUGCUGAUAAUCACGUGUUACCCUUGGACUGUGUUACUCUCCAGACAUUUUUAGCUAAGUGUUUAGGACCUUUUGAUGAAUGGGAAAGUAGACUUAGGGUUGCAAAAGAAUCAGGGUACAACAUGAUUCACUUCACCCCACUGCAGAAGCUUGGACUAUCUAGGUCAUGCUACUCCCUUGCUGAUCAGUUAGAAUUAAAUCCUGACUUUUCAAGACCUAAUAGAAAGUAUAACUGGCAUGAUGUUGGACAACUAAUGGAAAAACUGAAGAAAGAAUGGAAUGUUCUUUGUAUUACAGAUGUUGUCUACAAUCAUACUGCUGCUAACAGUAAAUGGAUCCAGGAACAUCCAGAAUCUGCAUAUAAUCUUGUGAACUCUCCGCACUUAAAGCCUGCCUGGGUUUUAGACAGAGCAUUCUGGCAUUUCUCCUGUGAGGUUGCAGAAGGGAAAUUCAGAGAAAAGGGAAUCCCUGCUUUGAUUGAAAAUGAUCACCACAUGAAUUGCAUUCGAAAAGUAAUUUGGGAGGAUAUUUAUCCGAAGAUUAAGCUGUGGGAAUUUUUCCAAGUAGAUGAACACAAAGCAGUUGAGGAAUUUAGAAGACUUCUCACACAAGAAAAUAGAAGAGUAACCAAGUCUGAUCCAGAACAACAUCUUAAGAUUAUUCAGGAUUCUGAAUACAGACGGCAUGGCUGUACUGUCGAUAUGAACAUUGCACUGGCAACUUUCAUACCACAUAACAGUGGACCAGCCGCAAUUGAAGAAUGCUGUAAUUGGUUUCAUAAGAGAAUUGAGGAAUUGAAUUCAGAGAAGCAUCAGCUCAUACACUACCAUCAGGAACAGGCAGUUAAUUGCCUUUUGGGAAAUGUGUUUUAUGAACGAAUGGCUGGCCAUGGUCCUAAACUAGGUCCUGUCACUAGAAAGCAUCCCUUAGUUACCAGGUAUUUUACUUUCCCAUUUGAAGAAAUGAGCUUAUCCACAGAAGAAUCUAUGAUGCACAUCCCAAAUAAAGCUUGUUUUUUCAUGGCACAUAAUGGAUGGGUGAUGGGAGAUGAUCCUCUUCGAAACUUUGCUGAACCAGGUUCAGAUGUUUACUUAAGGAGAGAACUUAUAUGCUGGGGAGACAGUGUGAAAUUACGCUAUGGGAAUAAACCAGAAGAUUGUCCUUACCUCUGGGCACACAUGAAAAAAUAUACUGAAAUAACUGCAACUUAUUUCCAGGGUGUACGUCUUGAUAACUGCCACUCAACACCUCUUCAUGUAGCUGAGUACAUGUUGGAUGCUGCUAGGAAAUUACAACCCAAUCUAUAUGUAGUAGCUGAACUAUUCACAGGAAGUGAAGAUCUGGACAAUAUCUUUGUCACUAGACUGGGCAUUAGUUCCUUAAUAAGAGAGGCAAUGAGUGCAUAUAAUAGUCAUGAAGAGGGCAGAUUAGUUUACCGAUAUGGUGGAGAACCUGUUGGAUCCUUUGUUCAGCCCUGUUUGAGGCCUUUAAUGCCAGCCAUCGCACAUGCCCUGUUUAUGGAUAUCACCCAUGAUAAUGAAUGUCCUAUUGUGCAUAGAUCAGCCUAUGAUGCUCUUCCAAGUACCACAGUUGUUUCUAUGGCAUCUUGUGCUAGCGGAAGUACACGAGGCUAUGAUGAAUUAGUGCCUCAUCAGAUAUCAGUUGUUUCUGAAGAACGGUUUUACACUAAGUGGAAUCCUGGAGCAUUGCCAUCAAAUAUGGGUGAUGUUAAUUUCCAAAGUGGAAUUAUUGCAGCCAGGUGUGCUAUUAAUAAACUUCAUCAAGAGCUUGGAGCCAAGGGUUUUAUUCAGGUAUAUGUAGAUCAAGUUGAUGAAGACAUAGUGGCAGUAACAAGACAUUCACCUAGUAUUCAUCAGUCUGUUGUGGCUGUAUCUAGAACUGCUUUCAGAAAUCCCAAAACUUCAUUUUACAGCAAGGAAGUGCCUCAAAUGUGCAUCCCUGGCAAAAUUGAAGAAGUUGUUCUUGAAGCUAGAACCAUUGAGAGAAGUACACAACCUUAUAGAAAGGAUGAGCAUUCAAUCAAUGGAAUGCCAAAUAUCACAGUAGAAAUUAGAGAACAUAUUCAGCUCAAUGAAAGUAAAAUUGUUAAACAAGCUGGAAUUGCCACAAAGGGGCCCAAUGAAUAUAUUCAAGAAAUAGAAUUUGAAAACUUGUCUCCAGGAAGUGUUAUUAUAUUCAGAGUUAGUCUUGAUCCACAUGCACAAGUUGCUGUUGGAAUUCUUCGGAACCACCUGACACAGUUUAGUCCUCACUUUAAAUCUGGGAGCCUUCCUGUUGUCAACUCAGAUCCUAUUUUAAAAAUCCCAUUUGCUUCUAUUGCCUCUCAAUUAACUUUGGCUGAGCUAAAUCAAAUACUUUACCGAUGUGAAUCAGAAGAACAAGAAGAUGGGGGAGGUUGUUAUAACAUACCAAACUGGUCAUCCCUUAAAUACGCAGGUCUUCAAGGAUUAAUGUCCAUAUUGGCAGAAAUAAGACCAAAGAAUGACUUGGGACAUCCUUUUUGUGAUAAUUUGAGAUCUGGAGAUUGGAUGAUUGACUAUGUCAGUGGCCGGCUUAUUUCACGAUCAGGAACUAUUGCUGAAGUUGGCAUAUGGUUGCAGGCUAUGUUCUUCUACCUGAAGCAGAUUCCACGUUAUCUUAUCCCAUGUUAUUUUGAUGCUAUAUUAAUUGGUGUGUACACCACUCUUCUGGAUAUAGCAUGGAAGCACAUGUCAAGCUUUGUUCAAAAUGGUUCAACAUUUGUGAAACACCUUUCAUUGGGUUCAGUCCAAAUGUGUGGAGUAGGAAAAUUCCCUUGUCUACCACGUCUUUCACCUUCACUUCUGGAUGUACCAUAUAGGCUAAACGAGAUCACAAAAGAAAAGGAACAGUGCUGUGCUUCUCUGGCUGCAGGCUUACCUCAUUUUUCUGCUGGUCUUUUCCGCUGUUGGGGAAGGGAUACUUUUAUUGCACUUAGAGGUCUUUUGCUGGUUACUGGACGCUAUUUAGAGGCCAGGAAUAUUAUUUUAGCAUUUGCUGGCACUCUGAGGCAUGGUCUCAUUCCCAAUCUCCUCGGUGAAGGGAUUUAUGCCAGGUACAAUUGCCGGGAUGCUGUGUGGUGGUGGCUGCAGUGUAUUCAGGAUUACUGUAAAAUCGUCCCAAACGGACUAGAUAUUCUCAAGUGCCCAGUUUCCAGGAUGUACCCAACAGAUGAUUCUGCUCCUUUGCCUGCUGGUAUUCUGGAUCAACCAUUGUUUGAAGUGAUACAGGAAGCUAUGCAAAGACAUAUGCAGGGCAUACAGUUCCAAGAAAGAAAUGCUGGUUCACAGAUAGAUCGAAACAUGAAGGACGAAGGUUUUAAUAUAACUGCAGGGAUUGAUGAAGAAACAGGGUUUGUUUAUGGCGGAAAUCGCUUCAAUUGUGGCACAUGGAUGGAUAAAAUGGGAGAAAGUGAUAGAGCUAGAAACAGAGGAAUUCCAGCCACUCCAAGAGAUGGGUCUGCUGUGGAAAUUGUAGGCCUUUGUAAAUCUGCUGUUCGCUGGUUGCUGGAAUUAUCAAAAAAACAUAUUUUCCCUUAUCAUGAAGUUAGAAUAAAAAGGCAUGGGAAGGUUGUAGCAGUCUCAUAUGAUGAAUGGAACAGGAAAAUACAAGACAAUUUUGAAAAGCUGUUUCAUGUUUCAGAAGACCCUUCAGAUCCAAAUGAGAAGCAUCCGAAUUUAGUUCACAAACGGGGCAUAUACAAAGAUAGUUACGGAGCUUCAAGUCCUUGGUGUGACUACCAGCUCAGGCCUAACUUUACCAUAGCAAUGGUUGUGGCACCUGAGCUCUUUACUGCAGAAAAAGCAUGGAAAGCUUUGGAGAUUGCAGAAAAAAAAUUGCUGGGUCCCCUAGGCAUGAAAACCUUAGAUCCAGAUGAUAUGGUUUACUGUGGAAUUUAUGACAAUGCCUUAGACAAUGACAACUACAAUCUUGCUAGAGGUUUCAAUUAUCAUCAAGGACCCGAAUGGCUAUGGCCUGUUGGAUAUUUUCUUCGUGCAAAAUUACAUUUUUCCAAAUUGAUGGGUCCAGAGACUACUACAAAGACUGUAUUUUUGGUUAAAAAUGUUCUUUCCCGACAUUAUGUUCAUCUUGAGAGAUCCCAUUGGAAAGGUCUUCCAGAACUGACCAAUGAAAAUGGCCAAUGCUGUCCUUUCAGCUGUGAGACACAAGCCUGGUCAAUUGCUACUGUUCUUGAAACACUUUAUGAUUUGUAGUUGAUUCAUAACUAUUAAUUUAAUAAGUAUGCAACCAUUUAUAUUAUGGAAUACAAGGUGAUAGUAUAAUGUAAAUGCCUUAUAUGCACAGGCUGAAGUCAUUUCAGAAAUUGUGUUUAUAUAAUACUGAUGCCCAAUUAAGUAAUACUGUUAAAAGCAUUGAUUUUUUUUCCUUUCUGUUUUUUGUUUGUGUUUGUUGCAGUGCUGGGAUUCAAACCCAGGACUGUGCAUGCUAGGCGAGUGCUAUAUCACUGAACUAUAUCCCUAGCCCUCUCUUUCUUUUUUAAUGUACAAAGAUAGCUUAUAAUUUGAAUCAGAAAGAAAAAUUAUCAUUACCAAUGGAAUUUUUUCUUUUUAGUAAGUGUUCUUCAAAUGUGUGAAAAUCUCAGAGUUACAAAAAGAAAAACUAUGUAGCCUUCAACUUGCACAUGAGUGAAAGUAAAAUAGGAAAAUGGAAAAAUGGAAAAGGAACUUUAAAUUGUGGUAUGUAUUAUCUUCAGGAUCGAUACAUAUUGAAUGCAUUGUGGUUCUCAUCAUUCAUUAUAGCAUUCUUAAUACCUUGCACAAUAUAGUCAAUACAUAUUUUAUAAAUAUUUCUUAAAUAUAGAAUGAAAGAAGUUUCCACCUAGAAUAUAUGCUCAUGCUCACAAAUGGAAUACAGACAUUUGGAAUGUGUUUUUAUUUUGUUCUCUGAUAUAUUAAUAUGUUUUUAAGAGACUGAAUGCAAACAGUAUAUUUAACAUAAUUUAUUUGUGCUAAUGAUUUUAUAAAAUAUAUGGAGGGAAUAUAGCAUUAUGAAAUUUAUUUCUUAAAAACAAUUUUGUAAAAUCAAUGUUGAGUUACAAUUUCCUAUUGUGAGAUUGUUUGCAUUUUCAAAAUGGAAAUUGUUGGUUACUUUGAGAACUUUAAAGAAAAAAUAUGUUUUAUUAAUUUUCUAAAACUUGAUAACUAACUUUAUUUGGUAUGCAAGAAUCUACUCAUGUAGAUACUGAUUUUCUGUUAACAAAAACCUACAUUGACAAGUUCAGUGUUGAGAACAAUCUUAAUGUAAUAAUGUUACAGAUAUGAAUUCUGUAGUUAUUUUUAAUUCAACAAAAUAAUUUGCAAAGUAUGUUAGGAUACCUUAAAUCUGAAAAAUGAUAAAAGGAAAAAGAUUAUUAACAUUUCUGAGUUGACUUUUUUUUAAUAGUACUUUUUUCUUGGAAUUGUUUUUACUCUUUUUCUCAAGAAAGCAAAUAAGAUCAUUAUAACUUCUUUUGGAAGGUAGUUGUAAAAUGGAAAGUAGUUGUAAAAAUUCUUUCAUUACACCAGCAUGGGGCACAUUCCUUUAAUCCCACGUACUUCUAAGGCUGAGGCAGGAGGAUCACAGGUUUGAUUAGUGAGACCCUGUCUCAGAAAUAACAUUAAAAGGGUCGGGUAAGUAGUUCAGUGGUAGAGUGCUUAUCUAGCAUGCAUAAGGCCCUGGAUUCAUUCCUCAGUAUCAUAAAAUAAGUAAAAUACAUACAUACUAUUUAAUUAUUCAGGGGGAGAUUACAUAUAUAAUAUAUAUUAAUAUAUAUAAUUAAUGAGGUAAUGAUAUAGUACCACUUUUCUCAGAGAUCACAUACCUCCAUUGUGACUGAGAAAUAAAGAAAAAUAUGCAAACUAAAACUCCUGUGUGCCAAAAAUUUAUAAAUACAUCUAAUUUCAAAUAUUCAUGCUUCAGAGUUCCUGCAAUUUACUUUAAAAUUAGCUGCCUGCCCUUAUUCAAAGCAGACCCUGCUUUAUAAGUAGUUUUAUCUUAGUUUCAUGGAUUCCCAACCUAGGGCAGAUUAAGUCUUGCAGAUUCAAGGACAGUUGUGGUAGUAAUCUGACAGACAUCUGGAAACAGAUUUCCAGAUUGCUCUUCCUUCUUCAGAUCCUUCCUUUAUCAAUAUAUAACCUCUCCUAACCUUUGCCAGUAAAAGGAAUGACCUUUCUUGAAGGAACUGUUAUUUCAUCAAAGGUUUAUGUAGUUAUAUUGCUCUCCCCUAACUUUUAUAUUACAGGGGUAAGAAAAAUAACAGAGAGCCAGGGAUGUAGCUCAGCGGCACGAGGUAAGCACGAGGUCCUGAGUUCAAUUCCCAGUACAAAACAAGAAAUAAAUAAAUAACAGAAAACAUAUUUAACCAAAUCAAGAAAUAAUAGCUGACAGUUAAAUGUGACAAAAUAAAUGAGUUGAUAAUUUUAAAAAUAAUAGCCAUAUUAGGUUAUUUACAAUAGGUCAAAUACCCACCCACCUUGGUAAAUCUUUAGGAUAUUGUGCUCCUAACAAAGAAUAUUGAUGAAAGAACAUUAUUAUAAUCUGCAUGGUCUAUUUUAAAGUUUAAGAAGGCAUGUUAUACAUUAUUCUAUCACCAGUAGUUAAAGUAACAGUUUAGACUUUAGAAAGGUAAAUGCCAUUUGACUAAAGAAUGUUGAGGUAGAAUGCUUCACUCCCGAGUGCUGAUGACAAGGUGUUUUUUUAUUAUAUUACAUUUCAACAAUGGUCUGUGCCUUGGUUUAUUACUAAUCUAAAUCAAUUCUGCUUUUCAAAAUGAGCGGUAAACUUGCUAGUUUAACCAGUAGGCUGUGAUAUUUUAGUAAGUGUUCGCAAAGAUAACUGAGGAACAUGAGACCUGUAUGUUUAUAAAUAUUGUAACAUGUGAAUUAUAAUGCAUUUCUGAUGUGUCUUAAAUUGUUUUAUCUAGUGAGCAGAUGUCGUUUAUAUGUCUGUGUCAAAAAAAAAUAAAAAUCUUCUCUAAAGGAC